This is a messenger RNA of Trypanosoma cruzi, 867 nucleotides long. Its product is annotated as mucin-associated surface protein (MASP), putative. Lineage: Eukaryota; Euglenozoa; Kinetoplastea; Trypanosomatida; Trypanosomatidae. The transcript has a single exon. The coding region runs from base 1 to 867 and encodes 288 amino acids. The record is from RefSeq and is a predicted model, not a curated record.
AUGGCGAUGAUGACUGGCCGUGUGCUGCUGGUGUGUGCCCUCUGCGUGCUGUGGUGCGGUGCCGGCGGUUGUUUUGCAAAUGAGGAGAGUGUUGGUCUUGGAGGUGGUGCUGAUCUUUCGCUGGGAUCAAAAGGACCUGAAACGUCUCUACAAGUCACGCAAGGCUUAAAAGAUGAAGCAGAAGGUGUUAAAGGGAAAAAAAAUCUCUCAUCUUCAGAGGAUGAAGAUGAAGAAGAUGAAGAAGAAAAUGAUGAUGAUGAUGAUGAUGAUGAUGGUCCAGGGACAGAUGAAGAAGAAAGAACUCAAGGGCAGAGUGAUCAAGAAGUAAAAGUUACAUCAGACCCAAAUUCUAGGGAAAAGAAGUUAAUUAGCACCGAGCAGCAAACAGGCCAGUCAAUUGUAUCUGCAGGGAACAUUUCUCCUUCCGGCAGUCAGGAAUCAAACGCCAAACCGUUGCAAACAGAAGUUGAAGGAAAGAAGGAAACCGACAAAAGUCGAACAGCAGUAGAGAACGCACUCAGACCAGGUAAAGCAGAGAACACAAUACCUGGGGGAAUUGCGGGAGGAAAUAUUCCAUCGCCUCCAGAAGACGGUGUUGAUUCCCGCGAACAUGAUGGCGAUGAAACCACGAGUGAAGAUAAAAAAAAUGAUCCACCGCCUGAGACCGCAGCCACGCCACAACGCCACCGAGACGAAGGCUCAGAAGGGACUGGGGAAGAUACAAAAGCAACGACAGUAACCUCCAACACAACAGAUACGACGAACACACAAAACAGUGACGGCAGCAGCGGGGUCUCCCACACCACCUCCCCUCUUUUGCCUCUUCUUGUUGUUGCUUGUGCGGCUGCAGCGGUGGUGGCCGCGUGA